GGCCUUAGCAGUUCCAGUUCUUCCAGUGAAGAAAGUGAUGACGAAUGUGCCGGUUGCACAGAUGAAGGCGUUGAAAACGAUCCACGCUGCUCACGAUGUCGGAACUCUUCUGAUAGAGGCAAGCUGAUAAAAUGCGUCGGAAACGAAUGCAAUGCAAAACCACCAUCUAUUCCAUCAGAAGCUCAACCACCAGCACCAGAGAGCAGUUCAAGAUGCUGUAUCAAUGGUAAUAACUGUUUCUUCUGCUUCUUAGCCUGCAAUCUACGAAAUUCUUGCCCUCCGGGUCCACCUGGACCGAAAGGUACCCCUGGUUUACCAGGCGAAAAUGGCGAACCAGGCAUUGAUGGCAAUCCUGGAAAGAGCGCUGCGGAUAUUAUGCCUGAGAAGCAACAAAUGGUUAUGUGUUUCCAAUGUCCACCGGGUGCUCCAGGAGCUGCUGGUCUUCCAGGUCCAAGAGGUAUGCCAGGUCUAAAUGGGAUGACAGGGUCUUGCGGACGCGACGGUAACCCAGGUUUACCUGGCGAGAUGGGAUUCCCAGGAACUCCAGGUCCACAAGGUAUGCCAGGUCCUGAAGGCGAGAAGGGUAUUGAUGCUACCAAGACUGUUGGUCCACCAGGGCCAAAAGGACCUCGAGGUGUACGAGGUCCAGUUGGUCCUCGCGGUGACCGCGGCAGUCGUGGUCCUCCUGGUCCUCCAGGGCCAGAAGGUAAGCAAGGUAACGCUGGAGUGAAAGGUGGCCGUGGUUCUUCUGGUGGAGUGGGCGACCCUGGAGCAGCAGGUUUACCAGGAAAAGACGCUGAGUAUUGUCCUUGUCCACCUCGCGGACAGGAAGCUGCGGUAGUUGGUAGUGCACCGCCUCCAGGAAUACGCCGACGAAACACAAAGCCUUGAAG
Messenger RNA from Enterobius vermicularis (human pinworm), 893 nucleotides. Lineage: Eukaryota; Metazoa; Nematoda; Chromadorea; Rhabditida; Oxyuridae. The record is from the annotation of a GenBank genome assembly.